AUGUCAAGAAUCUAUAAUGAUUCAUUAAUCUAUUGUUGUUCAGAUACUCCAAUCGAUCCAACACAUGAUGAAAUCGAUUUGAAUUUUUUAUAUCCCUUGUGUGACUUAUAUUUCUGUCCAAUAUGUCAAUAUCCAAAAUCUAAAUAUCAAACUUUUGGUAAAAUCACUUAUAAGUUCUGUAGUAAUUGUUUAACUAAUUAUACUAGAAAUGAAAAAAUUACCAAAUGUUCAAAGAAUUGUUUCAUGUGUCCUAAAUGUCAGUCUAAUUUAAAAAUAAAAAUGAAUGAUUGUGAAAAUGAUGGGAAAUCAUUUAGUUUUGAAUGUGGAUACUGUGAGUAUAUGUAUGAAACAAAUGUUGUUUACAAACCUAAAUCAUUAUUGAAUAUAAUCAAAGAUGAAAUGAAUGAUGGAUUUCACAAGUAUUGCGAAGAUAUUAAAAACGGAGUAUUGGCAAAUCAAGAAUCAUCACCACCACCUCCUCCUCAAAGUGAACAAACUAGAAGGAAUUUACAACUCAUGAUGAAAAGAAACCUUCCAAUUGUUGAGAAUUCGCCAAAUGAGAGAAAAUUAUAUCCUGUUUCCAAACCAUUGACAACAAAGAAAACCUUGAGAUGUUUGGAUUGUAAUAAUUUAGUAUUUGCUCCAUUGGUGGAUAAUAUCCCACCCACUGUCAACAAGUUUCAAGUCAAAUUUAAUGCUAUUGAUUAUUUACCAACGGUUGUCAUCUCAAAAUUACUUAAUGAUACACGCCCAUGGAAUUGUUCAACACAAAUCAUGUUGAUUCAUUUUAUAAACCCUUUACUGGUGAAGGUUCAUUUGAAUAUUAGUAUACCUAGUGAGUUGAAUAAUGUUGAGUUAACGAUCGCUCUCAAUGAAUUCACUGUCGGUGGGUUGACAAGUAAAAACACGGGUAGUUUAAUUAAAAGUAUCCCUACUGCAUUGUUAACUAUGAAUACAAUCAUUAGUAAAUCCGAAUUGAUUUUACGCAAAGGGGAUAUUGCGUUUAAAGAUGUAGCUAGCAUUGAAGAAAUUGAAGAGAAUUUGGAUAAUUAUAUAGAACGUGGAGUUAAUUGGUAUACCAUACCAGUAAUUAUCAAUAACACCAAUCCAAAUCAAGAAUUGAAAAUACCAAUUAAUGUUGGAAUACAUAGUGAUGUUGUUCCUGAAUCAUUAAAGAAAAUAACAAAUAAAUUUUCAUUAAGGUAUUGGAAUAUACUUAAUGUACAUACAACUUAA
Messenger RNA from Candida tropicalis MYA-3404, 1236 nucleotides. RefSeq lists its product as uncharacterized. The coding region runs from base 1 to 1236 and encodes 411 amino acids. Lineage: Eukaryota; Fungi; Ascomycota; Pichiomycetes; Serinales; Debaryomycetaceae. The transcript has a single exon. Gene Ontology annotation, cellular component: dynactin complex. The record is from RefSeq and is a predicted model, not a curated record.